Molecule: messenger RNA, 1743 nt
Organism: Gilbertella persicaria
Lineage: Eukaryota; Fungi; Mucoromycota; Mucoromycetes; Mucorales; Choanephoraceae
Exons: 4
Coding region: 1-1662 (553 amino acids)
Molecular function (GO): UDP-glycosyltransferase activity
Source: RefSeq, a predicted model, not a curated record
AUGAAAUUUAACAAAACCAAAUCGACCCUUUCCCUAGCAGCGGCAAUGAUGGUCUCCUCCGUCCAUGCUCAAGGUUCCGCUUUGGAACUGGAACCAACGUAUUACAACGACUUUGGGUUCAAGAACAUUGCCUUCUUUUCUGCUAUUGGUGGCUCAUCCCAUUAUACUUGGGUCUUAAGCAUCAGUGAUGAAUUAGGCAAAAGAGGUCACAAUGUCACCUACUUGACUAAUGAUAAAGAUGUCAAGUUUGGUAAGCCCUACAAGCAUGUCAAGACAGUCUCUAUAGGUCCUCCUGUUGAUUAUACUCCAGAAGAGAUCACUAGUGAGUUUUUGAGAGACAUAGAUACAGUUGAUUUCAUGACGAUGGCUUUUGGUUUUAUCCAUAAACACUUUGAAAGAGAUUAUGAGUUCACAAGAGAUUAUUUUAUUGCAAACAAUAUCGACCUGGCUUUAUGUGAUCACUUUGCCGAAGCCUGUGUGGAAGCUGCUACUUCCUUGAAUAUUCCUUACAUUGUUACUUCAGCCAUGGAAAUCACUAAAGAUUCAGCUGCUCCCUAUAUCAAUAACAACAUUGUUACACUGACUACGCCCACAUCUGAAUUUCAAAGUUUCGUCUCUAGAUUUGAAAACAAGUUUAUCAAGCCCAUAAAAAUGAUACGAAAAUUGAUGCCCUUUUUUAAGCAACUCAAUGAGCGUAAGAAGUCAAUUGGUAUCGAUGCCAAGAUACAAGAUCCUAGCACGAAAUGGCAAAACGCAUUAAAGUUGGUUAACAAUAUCCAUGGUUUUAGUCCCGCCCGACCUAUGGGUCCUCUUGUUGAGCUUGUGGGUCCCAUCAUUCCAAAGCAAUAUGCUCCAUUAAACGAGCCUCUUGAACAAUUCCUCAGUACUCACAAACGCGUUGCCUAUGUUGCAUUUGGCCAAACAGCUACGCCUAGUGAAGCCGAUAUCAAGUUGAUCAUGACCACUUUGCUCGAAUGUAUUGAACGCGAUAUUCUUGAUAGUUUUCUUUGGGCUACCGUAAACGCUGCUGGCAAUCUUCCUGAUACAAUCACUACAUCUUCUGGCACUGUUUACCAUACACAAGCAAUGAUCAACCACACAAACCCUCAUGCACGCUUUGUCUCUUGGGCACCUCAAACUGCCGUCUUGUUACAUCCUUCAACUGCCUUGUUUGUGUCUCAUGGUGGUCUUGGCUCUUGGUAUGAGUCCUUGUAUGCAGGCAAGCGCAUGAUGAUGUUCCCUUUCUUUGGUGACCAGCCUGUUAAUGCUCUUAUUAUUGAACAGUCCAACUACGGUGGUAUCUUUAAGCAUGACUUCACCAUGGAACAAGCUAUUGGUUUGGUGAAGCGUCUUAUGGAAGACAAGGAUGGCAAAAUCAAGUCUGCUUUAGAGCGUGGUAAAGCAUUAGUUCAGACUCGUUCCAAGAACAGCGUGAUUCGUGGUGCUGAUGCAGUAGAAGAAGUGGCCUAUACGCACAACAAUGGUAUUUUAGAACACCGUAUAAGUGCUGAUCGUCGCAUGUCCUAUAUCAAGGCUCACAACUUGGACCUUUAUGGUGCCUUUAUUGCAUUGGUUGGCACUGUUCUCUAUGUGGUUGUCUUUGUCUCCUUUAGAAUAGUGAGCUAUCUCAAACCUUCUCAAAUUAAGCUCAAGACACAAUAAUUGAUACCAUAUUUAAAUGAAUAGAUCAAAUAAUAUAUAUAUAUAACUGAAAUGACUUUGCGCAACGAAAUACAUUAUGAC